AGCACGAUGAGUAAAAGCUGUCUUAGUUUUAUGUUAUUUCAGAGUAUAUAGCUAUUAGAAAAUGUGCCAUAUUUGCAGACCGAAGUCACACGCUGUCCGAAUUAACUCUCAGAGUAGUUUUAAGGACUAAGGUUAUGUAAGCUAUAUUAGCUAGCUGGCUGGCUAACGUAAUACGUGAUUUAACAGGCACGAAGUAGCUGAAUUGCACACGUUUUGCAACCUUCUUGUGGUUUCAAAACAUGCCUUUCAACGUGACUUCUUUAAUUGAUCGAUUUGGUAAUUCUGAUUAAUGUAGUCAAGGAUGUUAAAACAUUUCUGGUUAAACUGAUCGUAAUUAGCCUACUUCCUUCACUGGCUGCACUUACUUGAACCCUUAGCCUACUUAAACCAAGUCAAUUACACGUACAGUAUAGUUUCAUAGCUAUUUAGCUGGACCGCUUUCCCAACCCACAAUGCCUGAGGGCCCAGAGCUGCACCUGGCCAGUCUGUUUGUGAACCGUGUGUGCAAAGGGGUUGUGUUCACAGGGGAUGUGGAGAAGUCUGAGGUAAGUAAAUGUCCUGAGGUUCCCUUUGCCUGUGAAGCCUACCACAUCAGUGCCAAGUCCCGUGGGAAGGAGGUGAUGCUCACACUCACACCCAUCAAGUGCGAAGGUGCUGCGGGCAGGGCCAAGGCUGGUUUGGUCCAACCCAUGAACGUGGUCUUCCGCUUUGGGAUGUCUGGGUACUUUCGUUUCACACCCGCAGAGGAGCUCCCCAAACACGCCCACCUGCGGUUCUACACCAAUGAGAAGCCACGCAGGGCCUUGAGCUUUGUGGAUGCCCGCAGGUUUGGCAGCUGGCAGCCUAAUGGGACCUGGCAACCAGACAGGGGUCCCUGCACCAUGUCUGAGUACCAGAGCUUUAGGGAUAACGUUCUGUCACAUCUGUCAGACCGGGCUUUUGAUAAGCCCAUCUGUGAAACUUUGCUCAACCAGAAGUACUUCAAUGGGAUCGGGAACUACCUACGAGCAGAGAUCCUGCAUAGGUUAGAUAUUCCACCCUUUGUAAAUGCAAGAAGUGUGCUUGAAAGGCUUCAGUCAAAGGAGUUAUCUGAACUGGACAAUAAGUCAGCUAGUGAGAAGAGAGAGGUGAAGUCCGAAGGACCAGAUCUACUCAGCUUGUGUCACACUGUGCCCCUGGAAGUCGUUCAGCUGGGAGGUAAAGUCUACGACCCUGAGAAAGCAGAUUACUCCUACUUUAAGGGCUGGGUGCAGUGUUAUUCCGUGGAUGGAAUGAAGUCAGUUAGAGACCACAAUGGCAGAACUAUAUGGUUCAAGGGAGACCCUGGCCCCUUGGCCCCAAAAGAUUCCAAAUCUCCCAAAGGAAAGAAAAGAAUUAAGAAAGAGGGAGGUGACUACACUGAGAAUAAAAAGUUGCCAAAAAAGAAACAGGCCCGAGUGACCAAAAAGGAUGUAAAACAGGAGAAGAGGGUGAAGAAGGAAAAGGAAACCCAGGAUGAAAUGCGGCCAAAAAGAGGCAGACAGAGGAAGCAGGAAGUGGUCCAAACGCAGACAGGUACACGGACACUGAGAAGGCGAGUUACCAGGAGAAGUGCCAGAGACAGCUAACGGGCUGAAAGAGACCAACUACUGCUAGCAGCAUUUUAAUACUGUUUGUACUUGAUACAGAUUGUACUGUGUACAAAUUUAAUGCUGUUUGUGACUAUUGUACCUUUGAAAAAGUUUGUAUAUAAAAAAAGCAAAAA
Molecule: messenger RNA, 1744 nt
Organism: Anguilla rostrata (American eel)
Lineage: Eukaryota; Metazoa; Chordata; Actinopteri; Anguilliformes; Anguillidae
Gene: neil1
Product: nei-like DNA glycosylase 1
Exons: 10
Coding region: 453-1607 (384 amino acids)
Biological process (GO): base-excision repair
Cellular component (GO): nucleus
Molecular function (GO): nucleic acid binding; DNA-(apurinic or apyrimidinic site) endonuclease activity; zinc ion binding
Source: RefSeq, a predicted model, not a curated record